Messenger RNA from Aspergillus udagawae, 1206 nucleotides. Its product is annotated as alpha/beta fold hydrolase. Lineage: Eukaryota; Fungi; Ascomycota; Eurotiomycetes; Eurotiales; Aspergillaceae. The transcript is spliced from 2 exons. The coding region runs from base 1 to 1206 and encodes 401 amino acids. The record is from RefSeq and is a predicted model, not a curated record.
AUGUCUUUUCAAGCUACUCCGACGCUCUUUGCCUCCGUCAAGGGGGUGAAACUUGGCUACCGACGCUUCGGAAGACAGGGUGGUGUUCCCCUAAUUUUCCUCACUCAUUUCCGCGGUUCCAUGGACCUGAUCGAUCCAUUGCUCAUCAAUAGCAUUGCCGAAAAUCGUGAGGUGAUCCUGUUCGACAAUGCUGGUGUUGGCCACAGUGAAGGCGCUGUCCAAGACACCCUCGAAGCGAUGGGCUCAACGGUCGUGGAUUUUCUCACCAGCAUUGGCGUCUCGAAAGUCGACAUCCUCGGCUUCUCGUUGGGUGGCAUGAUUGCCCAAUACAUCGUUGUUAGCCAUCCGCGCCUGGUAAAUAAGCUGAUUCUCGCGGGAACUCAGUCGAGUUACACGGAAGGGGUGGUCUUUGGAGAUCCUGAGAUCAUGGAAAUUGCUGGUGUAGCCGUGCCCUCCGAAGAAGAUAUGAUGAAACUCUUCUUCUACCCGUCUUCCACGAGCCAUGCGCUCGGCCAUGCGUGGUUCGAGAGAACAAAGGAGCGUCAGGUCGAGGGUGAACAAUGGCGCGGGUUCCUUGACCAAGCUGGUGCCGCAACGCAGCAGGCCGCGAUUGGAAAGUUUGCCGCGGACACUGAGCUUUUCGAAAAGCUCAAGCAAGUCGACACGCUCGUGUUGGUCACCAAUGGAAAAGCCGACAUCAUGACCCCGACUUCCAACAGCUACAUCUUACUGCAGCAGCUACGUAACGCGCAGCUGCAUCUCUACCCGGACGCAGGCCACGGCCAUCUCUACCAGGUUCCGGAGAUCUACGCGAAGCAGAUUGAGCUAUUUUUGGAGACGACUACACUGAGUGGGAACGCUUCUCCCUUCUCCCAUCCGGACCCGGACGAGGAAGACCCUCCGACUCUGGACGAAAUUCAAACCCUGCGAGAAUUUGCCGAGUCCUUCGGCACAGCCAACGCCAUUGCAGCAGAGGAUGCUGCUCGCCAACUAAUGUCGCUCGUCGACGAGCGCCGCGUGGUCGAGAAGCGCCAGAGCAACGUCGUGGAUAAAGGCGAACGCGUCUCCUGGUUAUUAUGGGAUGCUGCUAUCGGCAUGCCGCGCUACCAGCCUGCCAUUCUCAAGUUAAUUGAGGCGAUCCGCGCCCUGCCUCAGCUGGAACGAACUGAGGACAGAUCCGCACCGGCUGUUUCGAGGACCGACUAG